Penaeus monodon (black tiger shrimp) is the source of this 437-nucleotide messenger RNA. Its product is annotated as gastrula zinc finger protein XlCGF8.2DB-like. The transcript has a single exon. Gene Ontology annotation, molecular function: RNA polymerase II cis-regulatory region sequence-specific DNA binding; DNA-binding transcription factor activity. The record is from RefSeq and is a predicted model, not a curated record. NCBI's taxonomy places the organism in Eukaryota, Metazoa, Arthropoda, Malacostraca, Decapoda, Penaeidae. Gene Ontology annotation, biological process: regulation of transcription by RNA polymerase II. Bases 58 to 348 code for a protein of 96 amino acids.
UACAAUUGUGAGAUUUGUAACAAGAACGUUUCGCUUAGAGCUAAUCUAGUGAGUCAUAUGAGAAUACAUACAGAGGAGAAACCGUACAGCUGUGAGGUUUGUAACAAGGGAUUUUCACAGAGAAAUCGUUUGGGAAGUCAUAUGAGAGUACAUACAAAAGAGAAGCCAUACAGCUGUGAGAUUUGCAAAAAGUCCUUCUCACAUCAAACUAGUCUAGAGAUCCAUAUGAGAAUACAUAGAAAGGAGAAACCAUACAGCUGUGAGAUUUGCAAUAAGGCCUUUUAUGCAAAAAGUCAUGUAGUAAGGCAUAUGAGAGCACAUACAAAAGAGAAGCCCCUACAGUUGUGAGAUUUGCAACAAGGCCUUCUCUGAGAAGAGUAAACUAGUAAGGCAUAUGAAAGUACACACCAAAAAAAAAGCUAUACAGCUGUGAGAUU